AGCAAGGCCCACUCGCAUUUGGUUUUGCAAGCCUCGACGAUCGAUCGAUCGAGUUGUGUUGCGAAAUCGAUCGAUCGAGUUGCAAGGCCAGACUCGUGUAGAAUCAGGACAUGCCGGGGGAGAUUCAGAGGAAGCAGACCUGGCACGGCGACAUGGUGAAGGCGCAGGAGCGCAUUCACGCUCUUCACCGCGUCUUGGGUGCUUUCGACUCUUACAACGCUCUUCUGGAUUCUGAGCUGCCUGCGAAACAUUUGCUCCAUGAUGAAAACGUCGCGGAUAAAAUUUCCAGGCGGCUUUUGCAACCAACCUCGGGGAAGGGGAAUGAUCAAGUCUGCCAGUGGCUUUUUGACACUUAUCAAACGCAAGAUCCCGCCUUGCAACUCGUGGUGCUUCGCUUCCUACCUGUUCUUUGUGGGGUCUACUUACCUCGCAUUACCACCAGUCCAGACGGACCUUUAGCAGGUUUUGAGGCGGUUCUGCUGGCACUGUAUGCUGCAGAAACCAAGGCUCGUGGAGGAAGGCCUGUGAUGAUUAACAUUCCAGAUCUCGGCCAUGCCAGCCUCUACCAUUCCCCGCGCCAGACAGUUGGCUCUCCUCAACCUCAUGUUGAAGUCAUUUCACCAGCAUUGGAGCCUCAAAGCUCAGUGAAGAGCACAAAACGGACAGUGAUCGUAGCAGUUGCUCUCGAGUUAUUCUACAAGCGGAUCAUAAUGAUGCCAUCAAAAUCGAAGUUUGACCUGUGUCAUUAUGCUAGAAGCUGGGCAGUGAAGGGUUGCAGCUGGAGCAAUGCAGUUGAGACCUUGGCAAGGUCUGCGCUACCACCGCCUCCUUCCCUAAACCCUGCUCAAGUAGGAUCAUCUUCAUCGUUAGGAGCUGCAUUGACGCUUGGCGAGGCCCUCACUUUAGAUCAGGAGCCUCAAGAUCCACCACUUCUGAAGAAAUCCAAUCGACCAGGAAGAUGGGAUGUAUCCGAUCCGCCAGGAAAUGACGCUAACGAUCGCGAUGCGGCCUGGGAGGCCGACUAUCAAGAUAACCCUACUGAUGGCCCUCGCAUGUCCCUAGAGCUAGAAUUGCUUCGCCCUGUGUUUAAGAUCCUCGGGCACUGCCUGAUGGCUCCUUUAAGUAGCCCGACCCUCAAAGCUGCGGCGGUAGAAGCUGCGAAAGCAUUGUAUGCCAGGUCGUCGCAGACUUUGCUUCCCGAAGCUAUGCUCGCUUCUCGAAGCCUCAUACGACUCAGCAUGGGCUCCUCCUCACUGUCACUCUCCCUCUCUACCAAAGUUUAGGGUUUACCAAGGUGCAGAAGGCCAGCAGAGUGUUUAAGUUUAGAUGAUACUUGAGGGAUUAUUAUUGUUUUUGGUGCUGCAACAACCAUUCUUGCCUGACUUUAAUUAUUCGUUGUCACUCUUGGGUCGGUUCAUUAUUCUACAUGUGGCCCACAUAUCUAUCAUGCCAUAUACACCGUAAUGGCAAAUCGAAAUUUCUCUUUCACUUGUC
This is a messenger RNA of Physcomitrium patens, 1494 nucleotides long. RefSeq lists its product as uncharacterized. NCBI's taxonomy places the organism in Eukaryota, Viridiplantae, Streptophyta, Bryopsida, Funariales, Funariaceae. Gene Ontology annotation, biological process: protein localization to plasma membrane; phosphatidylinositol phosphate biosynthetic process. Gene Ontology annotation, cellular component: plasma membrane. The record is from RefSeq and is a predicted model, not a curated record.